Molecule: messenger RNA, 3788 nt
Organism: Pseudo-nitzschia multistriata
Lineage: Eukaryota; Bacillariophyta; Bacillariophyceae; Bacillariales; Bacillariaceae
Source: the annotation of a GenBank genome assembly
UUGCAAUAUCCCUACUGAAGUGCAGGAGGGUUAUUCAAGGACCAGUUGCUGAGGUUUAGGAACCGCCUUAGCAAGCGCCUAAUAUUAGUAAGUUUGUUUGUGGAGAAAUCUCUUCUUGGAAUCGAUUUCGAUUUCGAUUUUAUAACCCUAUUUUGUAGUGACCAGAUAUCAAUUUCGUUUCGCAGAUUUGAAUUCUCAUCAAAAAGUGAGCUCAGGAACCUCAGGCUGUGCGAGUACGAGCAGUACUAUGUGAGGUAAUGCCCAUACUGCAUUCACGAGUAGCUAGUGAAUAACCCUCACACAAUAUUUUUUACUUGGAUCCAAGACGGGUUCAACGACGCUGCCCGCUGUACAGUACAGUAAUUUUUUAGAAGUUCGGUACUCAGUACGUACGUACUGCUACUUCGUAUUACUACUAUUAAAGUACGAAGUACAGUACAGAAAUUUUUCAUUCCCUUGUGCUUCAGUAGAAAUCCUAGCAGUACGAACCUGUCUCACGAUGUAAUAACAAAAAUACCACGCGCUGGUAAUUCGUAUCGUGCCUGUCCCGCGGGCGGGAUCAUCUUCUCUUGACUCUCGACCUCUUGUUUCAUUCCCAGAUCUCUUCCGCAACAACAAAGGAACAUUUGUGACAACUCUUCCGCUCGGUUCACUCGGCUUGAAUCUAUUUCAAUCCGCAGAACAAARUACAGCUCAACUCAAUACAAAACGUCACAAAACARCACAAAAUCGUCYCCUUCGGCAUAAGGAAUCGAAAGCAACAAGGAACAAGAGCUCGGGACAGUAUACACGGUGCAACACGGCACACCUACUGACAGAAAGAUCGAUUGGUUCGACUCGUCAGCACUUUUCUGGAGAAGUUUCAGGAAAGAAUUGGACUACUCGUCUGCCCUGAAGCGCUGARAWACCAUAGUUUUUKAACUGGACCGACUUAGUUGCCCGACUUCUUCGGAUAGAAACAGAACUGGARGAAAAAGUGAGCAACGCGAAAGCAGGAAGMCCCAAAUUACGGGAAGUUCCCCACCCACCGACAUUCAUYCAGAGAUCAUUUAUUUUCCCACAAAAGAGAGCUCCCACCAGCGCUCUUCCCACACAAGAAAAUCGUUCGAAUCAUGUCUUACAAUUCCCGGGCCAAGGUGAAUCCGUUUUUGAUCCAGGACAGCAAUUACGACGAUGAGGAAUACGCCUGGGACGACGAGGAGGAUGACGCCUGCCACGACGAUWGCGAUGAGGACGAAGACUAUGGAUACGGCAACGACGACGAGCAACAAAUGCUGAUGAGCAACAGAGGAAACCAGAGGUACAAUUCCGAGCGYGUUCGCGAACGCGGACGCAGAUACGAACACGAACACUCGGUCGAAUUUUCUGUCCUCCRGGGCGGUCGACAGAGCUACCACAACCACGGCGGAYACAAGGAGGAACGAUACAGCAACGGCAGCUAUCACCCCUACCACGGGACGCACACGCCUGUGUUCUGGAAGUACGGCCUCCUCACGGUGGGAACUAUUGCUCUGGCGAUGGCCUUCGGAGCACCAUCGUUUUCAGUCUCCUUCUCGCCCGUCGAAACCAGCGACGUCGARGGCAACGCCGGCUUUGCCUCCGGCGGUUUCGCGAGCCCAAGUGGCAGCAACAGGGACGACUACCGCAUCGUGGUGCUGGGGGAACGCCACUCCGGAACCCACUGGAUGAGGGACCGGCUCCGCGAAUGCUUCCCCGACGUUUCGGUCUCUUCGAGGCUGCAGCGGCAGGGGUACCUYUUUCAGGACGACGAGGCCACGGCACGGUCAAAGUGGAAGCUGCUGCAGCAGAAGAAGCGAUCGCCGGCCAGCAGCCACGGCAACGAGGAAAACGACAACARCGAUAACAACAACGACCGAGGUUUGCACCACGGCAGAAGUGCGUCCGCCGCUCCCGAUACCCGCACGAUCGUCGUCCACGUGACCCUCAACGCMUACGACUGGCUGGAGCGGAUGCGGCUCAGCCCGGAAUACGCCCCCGCCCACAUCGGGAGCCACCCCGGGGGUGGCCACCCCGUGCCCCUUCCCUGGUCCGACUUUCUGUCGAAGCCGUGGACGAUGGAGCGGCCGGAGAUCGAUCUGGAAUUCGAGAACWCCACCGGGCCGGUCUGCCAGAUGGGCUUUGCAUACCAGGAGGUCGUCAGCUGCAGGGGGAGAAGGGAGAAGGUCCCGGAAAAGUCACAAAGAAUCGCGCCGCCCCGCAUCGGGGAUCCGGUGUACGAGCUCCAACCCGGCGGUCUCGCGGCCGCUUCCGAACGAAACCACACCGGCGGUACCCCGUUUCCGUCCCUCAUCGACCUGCGGGCCGCCAAGCUGAAGAACCACGCGAACGUCGUCGACUCGUGGCCCUCCGUGGCCAAGCGGAUCCACGUACAGUACGAAUCCACCGCCGAGGUCUUUCGCACCACCGUGGUGGGGGGCAUCCURGAAACCACCGGGUGGCAGCCACCUUCCUCUAGCGAGGAUUCGUGGCCCUGCCUGAACGGCUUUCUUCCGCCRCCCUCGCUGGGAUCUCCCCACCAAAUGACCGAAGAGUACGCGAGAUACGUCACCGAUCKCMUCGAUUGGGAUACCGAGCGAGCGGUUGCCAACUAUGCUCCGUGGAGCGAAGAAAUCCUGAAGGGCCUUGUUGCAAGCAGCAGCACUCUGGGUGACGAACAAGAUGGACGGACUUCCMAGCAGCCAGGGGAAGAAAAAGAAGAAGAAGAAACGGUCCCCAUUUCCUCCGAAACAGCGCAGGUUCCGCUCCACGCCGACAGUGGAGAUGCAGACAGGGGCGAAGAAAAAAGUACAACCACCGAGGGAACUUACGCAGAUCAAGCACCGACAACCCCUGAAUCCGCUGCCCAAAGUGGCAGAGACAAGGAUAACUCCAGCGACGAAUCACCAAAGCUGGGUGUCAACGAGCAAGAACAGCUUUCUUCGUUGAACGAAGAARUGGAGGACAGCGAAAGCAAGCCACAAAAGGUAGAAACAACAGCAACAAUAGAUCAAUCGCCUUCUGUGGCAGAGAAAUCSGAGAAGAGCGACSAAACGACAACCGAGAGCCAAUCCUCCCCGUCGCCCUCUCCUACCAAUUCUACCAUCACAGCGGAACCUGUUCUCCCAAGCAGGGAAAGUCCGAACWGCAACGAAGAAUCGGUCACAGUGAAGAACAAUAACGGAAUGGAAAACCAAGCCGAUGGUGUACCGAACCAGGAGAGCGAUGCUUCCAACUAGUUUUCUUCCAUUAGAAACGCUAUUUAUGCAAGCAACGACAUGAUUUCACAAAAGCGSAAUGYAUUGAAAGUGCUUUGUCCGUUCCAAAUGAGAGUUUGAAACGGUUGGAUCCGUUGACUGGGAGGAGAGCACGGUGCGACACAGUACGGCUCGUGGCUUAUUCUUGGCAUACACCAAUUAUUUGCAAUUCCAGCAUUCUUUUGUUCGACUUUUGGGUUUGUUAUGACUUCUGCCAUACCAGUACGAGUACUCGCAGGAGUUCGUUGAAGAUUSAACGCUUUCAGCAUGUGGUCAACAUGUGCCGAUUUCUGUAUUCAUUCCCUCAACACGUUUUAAAUCAUCUUUCGAAAYCAAAGAGCUCACUCCGUGUCCACAAGAGUUUCGGAAAAUUCAAUGAGCUGCUACUAGUACUAGCGACGAUUCCAUAAUUGGAAUAACUAUCCUACGAAUUCUUUUGCAUUACAAACCAGAAGUUACUCGUCUUCAAAUUUUGUCCUUGACCUUCAUUCCAUAGUAAAUGAAACCUARAACUAAUAGAUUCCCUAUAUCUUA